GAUGGUGCUGAUGAUGGUGCUGAUGCUGAUCAGGUCGGAUGGUUUCUCUGUCUCCCAGGGGUCCCUUGCCGGGCGCUGUGCCCUACGAGAUGAUCAGAUCCCGCGAACUGAACGCCACGCUGGGUCCCAAAGGAAGUCCCGGCGCCGUGGAGCUCGUGUGCGACCUCCACAACACCACGGCCAACAUGGGCCUGUGCCUCAUCGCCUACUCCGACUGCGACUGGAUCUGCCUGCACAUAUUUCGACACCUGCAGAGGAAGAUGCCAGACAUACCCAUGAGGUACAUUCAUUUCGACGUCCCCCACAAAGAGUCAUAUUCCCUCGAUUCGGUGGGGAAGCACGGCUUUGCCAUGGAGAUCGGGCCGCAGCCCCACGGCGUGGUGAGGUCCAACGUCUACGCGGCAAUGAAAGCUGGCGUGCAGCACAUGCUCGAUUGGGUCUGUUUCUUCAACUCAGGUAGUACUUUUGAAGGAGAAUACGUGGACGUGUUCACCAUGAUCAAGCACAUCGACUACCCGAGAGACAGGGAGACUCGAAAGAUCAGAGCGGCCAUUCAUCCUCAGCUCCAGGACCAAGAUUUCUGCCUGCUCCACCCGGAGGACCCGCUGUUCCAGACUUUCUCAGGGGAAACUCUGAGGUACAAAGGAGACGAAGCGCUCUACCCUUUCUUCAUCAACGAAUGCGCGUAUUACGAGAAGGGCAUCGCCCUGUCGCUGGCGAGGAAGAGGCGUGUGAUGGUUCCAGCCAUCCGCGUGCAGACGGAGCGAGAGCGACAAGCCCACAUGGAGGAGGAGGAGGAGGAAUGAGGAGGAGGAAUGAGGAUGGGCCCGACUAGAUGAGACUGAUGUGACUGUGAAAUAAAUUUGACAAAGAGCUUUUAUUGAAACGGCAGCGGUUGAUUGAAACUCGCUUACACUCACAUUUGAUAUUUAGUUGUACUUUUUAUUAACCGUUUGAGCUCAGAACGGGAGUGAACAACACAUUCACAAUAGCACAGUCGUACAUGGACAUACUUAUAUUUACGUCACACUGGAUUCAGGAAUGGAACGAUGUUUUCAAUUAAAGGGCUGAAUAUAGAAAAUCUGACACACACAUUUCAUUACACAGACAUAUAUAUAUAUAUGAAAACAUAGAUCAUAGUUUUUAGGGUAAUGUUUGUUUUGCUAAAAUUGUUUCUUUUUGAGACACUUGUGUUUUCCAAGAGUAGAAAUUCACAACUGACCACAAUAUUGAGGAUAUGUUAAAAAAUAAUUUAAGUGCAGAGUAAUCGUGUCGUUUAUCACAAUAUGGCCUUUAGUCUACAUUCAUAAUGUCUAACAGGGAAACAUAUUUACCUUUAAUCCUGUUGAAUUGGAAUGGUGGUAAACGUGUCUUUAAAAUGAAACAAACAAUUGUAUAAAUCAAAUACACAACAACCAACAACUGAAUUCACAAAAGGAAACACAUCGUAAAAGUGAUAAAAGUAAAUGGUGAAAAAAACAACGAUCUUUUGAUCUUUCCUGCUACAGCCGACCAAACAUGUCAAAAUGUAAAAAACUCUGCUUGAAAACAGAAAUAUAAUUUACUUAACAAAUCAUAAACAGAAACAUAAUCUGACCGUAACAAAGGCCCUUAAUAUAUAAAUACCCACAAGGGAGUCUACUCCUUUUGUAACAUAACACUAUAUACGCCAUAGUCGUCUCCGCUAACAUUUGCAAACCAGUCACAAGAAACUAAUUAUUGACAAUAAUUACAGGCAUUCCGUCUUGCUGGAACAACAAAACACAUAACGGGUGUGUCCAGUAAACCCGUGCAGCCAAGUGCUUUUACAGGUAUAAUAAAGGAGGAAUUUCACCACACCCGUCUGUGACUUUCGCUGUCUGUGACUUCAAUACUCAAACCCUUGAGUACAUGGACCGGCUGAACAUUUUGUAAGCAGGGUGACGUUGAUGCAACCCUUUGUUGUACUGAUUGAGGAGUUGCUAAAAUAUUUAAAUAUUAAAAC
This is a messenger RNA of Gasterosteus aculeatus aculeatus (three-spined stickleback), 1984 nucleotides long. Lineage: Eukaryota; Metazoa; Chordata; Actinopteri; Perciformes; Gasterosteidae. The record is from RefSeq and is a predicted model, not a curated record.